Caenorhabditis angaria is the source of this 964-nucleotide messenger RNA. NCBI's taxonomy places the organism in Eukaryota, Metazoa, Nematoda, Chromadorea, Rhabditida, Rhabditidae. The record is from the annotation of a GenBank genome assembly.
AUGAGGAAUGAGGAGCAAAAUGAAGGUGGCAAUGAUCCAAUUGCUGAUGCGGAUAAUGGACAAUUAGUGGAUACUUAUGAUGAAAAUGAGGAUGGACCAGGCAAAAAUUACGGUACCUCUUUGUGCUUAUUUAAAAAAAUUAUUUAUUUAAAAAAACUCAAAAUUCCAAUUUCUGGCGUCAGUUUUUUCGGCCCCAAAAUUGGAAUUCUCAAUUUUUCCGAAAAAAAAGAUGAAUUCGAAAAACGUGAAAAAUGUACUCGUGGAGAAAUUUAAGUAUGUCUGUAGUCAUUCAAAAAAAAAAUUUUUUCUAGAUCUUACUGCCCAACGAUGCCAGGAAACCGCGCGAAUGGAAUUGAAGAGCCUAUAGCUCAAUGGAUUGGAGGCAGCGGUUCGACUGGAGAACUUAAUGUUCAACCGAAAGUUGUGGAAGUAGCGGGAGAAUUGAUUGAUUUAGAUGCCACCGCAACUUCCCACUCUCAAAAUCGAGAUGGACCUCGUUCGUCAACCGAAUAUGUGAGUUUUUUUUAAAAUUUCAAACAAAAAAAUGUCAUGUGAAAAAAAUUUCGAGAAAUGAUCAUUUUUCCAGGAAACGGCGGACGAUCGUUCGUUCACUCAAAGAACCGGCUCAUCUGAAUACUUUGACGCCGAAUCAACGAUUCAACCCAACGAGGCUGAGGCUAUGGAAAUUUGGAAUGGAGUUGGAAUUGGCAGAGUCGGAACGGAGCCGACUGAGAAUCAGGCUGAAAUUGAGCCAGAUAUUUAUGAUUAUAUAGAAGUGGACGAUGAGGAUAGAACCAUCGGGGGAUCUAAGAUUCGAGAUUGUUCAACAAUUUCUCAAGGUGAACCCGAUGAAACGCCCAUGGAAAUUGAUAUAAUCGGAUCGAAUUAUGAAAAUGAUACAGUUGGAGCUGAAGUUGAUAUAGAUUAUACUCCUUCCGUUAUUGCCUGUAUACACGUCACUUGA